AUGCGUCCCGAGGUCGAGCAGGAGGUGAGCCACACGCUCCUUGUCGAGCUGCUGGCGUACCAGUUUGCUUCCUCUGUAGGCUGGAUUGAGACACAAGAUGUCUUUCUCGCUGAGAAGACCUCCGAACUUAGUGUCGAGGUCGGUCCUGCGGACACGCUGAGUGUCAUGGCCAAGAGAACGAUUGCAUCUCAAUAUGAGGCUUUCGAUGCGGCAAAAUCGAUUCAACGCCAGAUUUUGUGCUAUAACAAGGAUUCAAAUGAGAUCUACUACGAUCAAGAACCUGUCGAAGAGGAACCUGAGCCCACAGCUCCUUCUGCAGAUGCUUCUUCGUCCCCUGCUGCCUCGGCUGCGGCGGCUUCACCAGUAGCUGCUGCUGCUCCGGUCCCGAGUGCAGGCCCAGCCGCUUCAGUACCAGAUGCUCCAGUAGCGGCCAUAGACAUUGUGCGAGCCCUCAUCGCUCAGAAGCUCAAGAAGCCUUUCCUGGAGAUCCCUCUUAGCAAGGCCAUCAAGGACAUGGUUGGUGGCAAAUCAACUCUUCAGAAUGAGAUCCUCGGAGACCUUGGAAAGGAGUUUGGAUCGACUCCCGAAAAGCCGGAAGACACACCACUCGAUGAACUAGGCGCGGUCAUGCAAGCCACAUUCAAUGGACAGCUUGGCAAGACUUCACAAGGCCUGGUGGCACGUCUGGUCUCCUCCAAGAUGCCCGGCGGUUUCAAUAUCACGGCCGCCCGCAAGUAUCUUGAGACAAGAUGGGGCCUCGGCUCUGGCAGACAGGACGGAACUCUUGUCGUAGGCAUCACCAUGGAGCCACCAGCCCGAUUAGGCUCGGAGGCUGAUGCCAAGGCCUUCCUUGACGAUGUAGCUCAGAAGUACGCAUCCCACGCUGGUAUCAGCUUGUCCACUGCUGCGACAGCUGGCCCUGCCGCCGGAGCCGGAGCCGGUAUGAUGAUGGAUCCCGCAGCUCUGGACGCCCUCACCAAAGAUCAACGCGCGCUAUUCAAACAGCAACUAGAGCUGUUGGCGAGAUACCUGAGGAUGGAUCUUCGCGCUGGCGACAAGGCUGCCUUGGUCUCGAAGCAAUCAGAACAGGUCCUUCAAGAUCAGCUAGAUCUCUGGACGGCAGAGCACGGCGACUUCUACGCUGAAGGCAUCAAGCCCAGCUUCAGUCCACUCAAGGCGCGUACCUAUGAUUCCUCCUGGAAUUGGGCGCGUCAGGACGCCCUCAGCAUGUACUACGACGUUAUCUUCGGAAGACUGAAGGCAGUGGACCGAGAGAUUGUCAGUCGCUGCAUCCGCAUCAUGAGCAAAUCAAACCCGCGGCUCCUUGAAUUUAUGCAAUAUCACAUCGACAACUGUCCUACCGAGCGCGGUGAGACAUACAAACUGGCCAAGUCUCUUGGUGAACAGUUGAUUGAGAACUGCAAGGAUGUCUUGGAAGUUCCUCCCGCAUACAAAGAUGUGGCUGUCCCCACGGGCCCUCACACCAAUGUUGACAAUAAGGGCAACAUCAGCUACAAGGAAGUCCCGAGACCUAGCUGCCGCAAGCUUGAGCAUUAUGUUCAGCAAAUGGCUGAAGGUGGUAAGCUCACCGAGUAUGGCACGAGGAGCAAGGUCCAUAAUGAUCUCUCGCGAUUGGUCAAACUCAUUAGAGCUUCACAAACCAUGGCCAAGACCACACAGCAUGAGAUGAAGGCUCUCUCGAACAAUGUUCGUCAAUCGCUAGCAAUGAACGAGAGCCAGAUCCUUCCCAAGGAGACUGGCAAGCCUGGCCUCGUCAAAAAGAGUGGCCUGAAGGCCAGCACCCAAACCAGCAAGGGCAAGACCGAGGCCAUCCCGUUCCUGCAUCUCAAGACCCAUGAUGACCUCACCGGGUGGGAGUACGACAGAAAGCUAACCAAGAUCUACUUGGAUUGUCUCGCGGAUGCUGCCAAGUCAGGCAUCACCUACGAGGACAAGUACGUGCUGAUGACAGGCGCCGGUGCUGGGUCAAUCGGAGCUGAGGUUCUUCAGGGUCUGAUCAGCGGUGGUGCCAGGGUCCUCGUUACCACCAGUCGAUUCUCGAGAGAGGUGACAGAGUACUACCAGUCGAUGUACUCCAGAUACGGUGCGCGUGGAUCACAGCUUGUCGUUGUUCCCUUCAACCAGGGCAGCAAGCAGGAUGUAGAGGCCUUGGUCGACUACAUAUAUGACGCGAAGAAGGGCCUUGGCUGGGACCUUGACUACAUCGUUCCUUUCGCAGCCAUCUCCGAACAGGGCCGCCAGAUCGAUGGCAUUGAUUCCAAGUCUGAACUGGCCCAUCGCAUUAUGUUGACCAACCUUCUCCGCCUACUGGGAUGUGUCAAGACCCAGAAGGUUGAGCGUGGAUUCGAGACACGCCCAGCCCAAGUCAUUCUCCCCUUGUCACCGAACCACGGCACAUUCGGCAGUGAUGGUCUGUAUUCCGAGUCCAAGCUGGGACUCGAGACUCUUUUCAACCGCUGGCGCUCAGAAGACUGGGGAAACUAUCUCACCAUUUGUGGUGCUGUGAUUGGCUGGACCCGUGGCACUGGGCUUAUGUCCGGCAACAAUGUUGUCGCCGAAAGCGUUGAGCAAGAAGGUGCGCGCACCUUCUCACAGCAAGAAAUGGCUUUUAAUCUGCUCGGCCUCAUGUCGCCCGACAUUGUGGACCUUUGCCAGCACCAGCCCAUGUUUGCCGAUCUCAAUGGCGGUCUUCAGUUCAUUAAGAAACUGAACACCUUGAUGUCCAAGGAACGCAAAAACAUCAUGGAGACCAGUGAAAUUCGUCGUGCAGUCACGAAGGAAACGGCAAUUGAGAACAAGGUUGUCAACGGCCAGGAGACUGAGGCAUUGUACAAGAAGAAGGUCAUCGAGCCUCGAGCCAAUCUCAAGUUCGAUUUCCCUACGCUGCCAGACUGGAAGCAGGACAUUAAUCCUCUCAAUGCUAACCUCAAGGGCAUGGUCGAUCUUGACAGGGUCGUUGUUGUCACCGGCUUUGCUGAAGUUGGACCCUGGGGCAAUUCGCGAACCCGGUGGGAGAUGGAAGCCUAUGGCGAGUUCUCUCUGGAAGGAUGCGUCGAGAUGGCCUGGAUCAUGGGCCUCAUCAAGAACCACAAUGGACCCAUCAAGGGCAAGCCUUACUCCGGCUGGGUUGACGCCAAGUCUGGGGAGCCUGUUGAUGACAAGGACAUCAAGCAGAAGUACGAGAAGUUCAUCUUGGAGCAUUCGGGUAUCCGUCUUAUCGAGCCGGAGCUGUUUGAUGGGUAUGAUCCCAACAACAAGCAGCUUCUGCACGAGGUUGUUAUCGAAGAAGAUCUUGAUCCUUUCGAAGCAUCCAAGGAUACCGCCGAAGCAUUCAAGAAGGAGCACGGCGACAAGGCAGAGAUUUUCGAGAUUCCCGACAGCGGCGAGUACAUUGUUCGUAUGAAGAAGGGCGCUUCUCUCUGGAUUCCCAAGUCUCUCCGAUUUGACCGACUCGUUGCCGGUCAGGUCCCUACGGGCUGGGAUGCCAAGAAGUAUGGUGUACCUGAAGAUAUCAUCUCGCAAGUCGACCCCGUCACCUUGUUCGUUCUUGUCUCUGUUGCCGAGGCUCUCCUGUCUUCUGGUAUAACGGACCCUUACGAGUUCUACAAGUACGUCCACGUCUCUGAGGUCGGCAACUGCAUUGGUUCCGGCAUGGGUGGUGCCGGUGCCCUGCGAGGCAUGCAUCGCGACCGCUUCUUGGACAAACCCGUCCAGAAUGACAUUCUGCAAGAGUCAUUCAUAAACACGAUGGCUGCGUGGGUGAACAUGCUGCUUUUGUCUUCCUCGGGCCCCAUCAAGACUCCUGUCGGAGCCUGUGCCACCGCCGUCGAAUCUGUUGACAUUGGUUAUGAAACCAUCAUGGAAGGCAAGGCUCGUGUUUGCCUCGUGGGAGGCUUCGAUGAUUUCGGUGAAGAGGGUUCCUAUGAAUUUGCCAACAUGAAGGCAACAAGCAACUCUGUCGAUGAGUUUGCUCACGGCCGCACUCCCAAGGAGAUGUCGCGUCCUACCACAACCACCAGAAAUGGCUUCAUGGAAUCUCAAGGUUCCGGUGUCCAGAUCAUCAUGACAGCCAAGUUGGCUCUGGACAUGGGUCUGCCCAUCCAUGGAAUCCUCGCCCUCACAACGACUGCCAGUGACAAGAUUGGCCGAUCAGUCCCCGCGCCAGGCCAAGGUGUUCUCACCACCGCACGCGAGACGGUCGGGUCCAUUCCAUCCCCCCUGCUUGACAUGAAGUACCGACGUCGACAGAUUGAGUUCCGCAAGAAGCAAGUCAACAUGUGGAAAGAAGCCGAACUUGAACACUUGCAUGGCGAAAUUGAGGCAAUGAAGUCCCAAGGUCAUCAAUUCGAUGAGCGGAGAUACUUGCAGGAACGCUCGGCACAUGUUGACAAGGAGGCUGCCAGGCAAGUGAAGGAAGCCCUACGAAGCUUUGGCAACAACUUCUGGAAACAAGAUACGACGAUUGCUCCCCUGCGCGGCGCACUGGCUACAUGGGGUCUUACUAUCGAUGACCUCGACGUCGCAUCAUUCCAUGGAACCUCUACUAAGGCGAACGACAAGAACGAGUCUUCAGUCAUUUGUCAACAGCUCCGCCACUUGGGUCGAAAGAAGGGCAAUGCCGUCCUCGGCAUCUUCCAGAAGUACCUCACGGGUCAUCCCAAGGGUGCUGCUGGUGCUUGGAUGAUGAACGGCUGCUUACAAGUGCUCAACACUGGUUUGGUACCGGGCAACCGCAAUGCCGACAAUGUUGAUGAAGUCAUGGAGCAAUUUGACCUGAUUGUUUACCCUAGCCGAAGCAUUCAGACCGACGGUGUCAAAGCAUUCUCUGUGACUUCAUUCGGUUUCGGCCAGAAGGGCGCCCAGGCCAUCGGUAUCCACCCCAAGUACCUCUAUGCCACGCUUGACGAAGAGACCUUCAACGAGUACAGUUCCAAGGUGGCUGCCCGCCAGAAGAAGUCAUACCGCUACCUGCAUAACGGUAUGAUCAACAAUGCCUUAUUCCAGGCCAAAGCCAAUGCCCCGUACACCGAAGAGCAACUCGGCGCUGUGCUCCUCAACCCGGAAGCCCGAGUCUCCAAGGAUAAGAAGACAGGUCAACUGAUAUACGCGGCAAAUUUUGCGAAGCAAGCUGCGGCAUUGAGCAUCGUGAAACCCAAAUCUACCAAGGAGAGUGUCGAGGAGCUUGCGCGAAGCAUUGCCACGGGAUCGAACAACAAAGUCGGCGUAGACGUUGAGGAUAUUAUGGCCAUCAACAUUGAGAACGAUACUUUCAUUGAACGCAACUUCACUGAUCUCGAGAUUGAAUACUGCCGAAAGACUCCCAGCCCGCAAAGCUCUUUUGCUGGUCGCUGGAGCGCAAAGGAGGCAGUAUUCAAGAGCCUUGGAGUGAAGAGUAAGGGCGCUGGUGCAGCCCUGAAGGAAAUCGAAAUCAUUCCUGGUGAAAUGGGUGCUCCAAUUGUGUCUCUUCAUGGGGAUGCCGCCGAUGUGGCGAGGAAGGCAGGUGUCAAGGAGAUCAGCGUUUCCAUAUCGCACUCCGACGCGCAAGCAAUUGCAAUUGCCGUCUCGACAUUCUAG
Messenger RNA from Pseudomassariella vexata, 5595 nucleotides. RefSeq names its product fatty acid synthase subunit alpha. Gene Ontology annotation, cellular component: fatty acid synthase complex. The record is from RefSeq and is a predicted model, not a curated record. Bases 1 to 5595 code for a protein of 1864 amino acids. The transcript is spliced from 3 exons. Gene Ontology annotation, molecular function: magnesium ion binding; fatty acid synthase activity; 3-oxoacyl-[acyl-carrier-protein] reductase (NADPH) activity. Gene Ontology annotation, biological process: long-chain fatty acid biosynthetic process. Lineage: Eukaryota; Fungi; Ascomycota; Sordariomycetes; Amphisphaeriales; Pseudomassariaceae.